AUGGUCUCAAAGCUUAGUUUCAAGAAUGAUAAAAAGCGCAAACGCGAGUCCCACAAGUCUUCGCACAAGAAGCGAAAACCUGAGCAGACGGAAGGCCCUCAACACUUUGUGCACAUCAAUAACUCUUACGUGGAUUUGAAGGAAUUAGAUCCGGAGCUUCUGGAAACUGGGUGGACCACGUCUGUAAAUUCAGUGGAUAUCAAAGGUCCCAUCAUUUUGUGUUCCGAUAAAGGGGUGCUUGCAGUAAAAGACUCUGAGUUGGUGGUGAUGUCUUCGCUAGAACCAGUGGGCGUAGAACACAGCAUAAACUUCACAUCAGAUGAUCUUGUGAUAGAAGGCGAGAUCUAUAGAGGUGAGCCAAACUCAGCAAGUCAGGUUUUUGUACCAGUUCCAGUGAAACACCUACUUUCAGCCACUUCGGGCUUCAAACAGCUACUCCAACAGGAAGAAAAAUCCACGGAAAUGACUUGUGGACUCAAAACAUACGAGAACAAAUACGUUUCUUACUUACCCGAUUCAGGAACACUGACAUGCGACUCAGAAGCAUUGACAGCAGAAGGAAUCUUUACAUUUCGUCCAGUGAGGGCAGAUGAUGGACCUCGCUGGGAAGUGUUUGUGGGGUCCAAUAGCGCGGCUAUCGGGGUGUUUGGCGAUUCUGUUAAAAUUUCCAAAUCUCCGGAACAAUUUGUCGUUCGUAUGCAAGUGUUGAAUCACACGAUGAGCGCAGGGUUACGCGAGCAUUUAGCCGCAUCCAAAACAGACCAUCGUCCCACCAACGAGUUGCAGCUUGAGCAAAAAGUCAAGGAAUUGAUCCACGAUGGUGUCAAGGUCACCAACGCGACAUUGAAACAAUUAAAAAAUGCAAUAGCCGCGGGUAACGUCAACGAGGUCAUGGUCGAAAUUAAGCAGAAAAGACUAAGUGAUGCCAGAUGUUGA
This is a messenger RNA of Kuraishia capsulata CBS 1993, 936 nucleotides long. RefSeq lists its product as uncharacterized. Gene Ontology annotation, molecular function: actin filament binding. The record is from RefSeq and is a predicted model, not a curated record. Lineage: Eukaryota; Fungi; Ascomycota; Pichiomycetes; Pichiales; Pichiaceae. Bases 1 to 936 code for a protein of 311 amino acids. The transcript has a single exon. Gene Ontology annotation, cellular component: striated muscle dense body; nucleolus; catalytic step 2 spliceosome.